AUGGCCGCCUCCACCAUGUCUGUCUGCUCUGACGCCUGCACCAACUCCUCCUGGCAGGUGGAUGACUGCCCAGAGAGCUGCUGUGAGCCUACCUGCUGUGCCCCCAGCUGCUGCCAGCCCAGCUGCUGCCAGCCCAGCUGCUGUGUGCCCAGCUGCUGUGUGCCUAGCCCCUGCCUGACCCUCAUCUGCACCCCAGUGAGCUGUUCAUCCAGCCCCUGCUGCCAAUCUGUCUGCUGCUCACCCUCAUGCUGCCAGCCCUCAUGCUGUCAGUCUUCCUGCUGUGUGCCUGUCUGCUGCAAGCCUGUCUGCUGCAAGCCUGUCUGCUGCACACCCAUCUGCUCUGGAUCCUCCUCAUGCUGCCAGCAGUCUAGCUGCCAGACCUCAUGCUGUCAAUCCUCCUGCUGUGUGCCUGUCUGCUGCAAGCCUGUCUGCUGCAAGCCUGUCUGCUGCACACCCAUCUGCUCUGGAUCCUCCUCAUGCUGCCAGCAGUCUAGCUGCCAGCCCUCCUGCUGUCAAUCCUCCUGCUGUGUGCCUGUCUGCUGCAAGCCUGUCUGCUGCAAGCCCUGCUCCAGUGUGUCCCUGCUCUGCAGCCCUGUGUGCAGACCUGCCUGCUGUGUGCCCACCUCCUCCUGCUGUGCCUCCUCCUGCCAGCCCAGCUGCUGCAAGCCCUGCUCCAGUGUGUCCAUGCUCUGCCGCCCUGCCUGCUCCCGCCAGGCCUGCUGUGGCCUCUCCUCGGGCCAGAAGUCCAGCUGCUGCUGA
Molecule: messenger RNA, 759 nt
Organism: Peromyscus eremicus (cactus mouse)
Lineage: Eukaryota; Metazoa; Chordata; Mammalia; Rodentia; Cricetidae
Product: keratin-associated protein 10-3-like
Exons: 2
Coding region: 1-759 (252 amino acids)
Cellular component (GO): keratin filament
Source: RefSeq, a predicted model, not a curated record